CUGCCCGCACACCCGACGCACACGCCUACCGAAUGCCGAUAAGGCACCGCAGCAGUAGAUCCGAAUAGAUCCGUGCUGUUGGAUCGCCGCUUUGUUUUGUCACAUGUUCUACGCGCAAGGAAAAUGAGCAUUCUGCGAAAGAGAUUGAACGAGUUCGACGAUGUUCUCAACGCAGACGAGAUAGAUGUGGCCAGCCUCGGCAAAAUAUGCUUCCACGGCAUACCUGAUGAGCCUGGUGGCCUAAGGCCACUGUGCUGGAAGUUAUUGCUCAACUACUUGCCACCGAAGAGGCCCAGUUGGCUGGAGACCCUGAAGCGGAAGAGAGAAUUAUAUAAUACUUUUAUUGAAGAUCUUAUUGUUAUGCCCGGAGAAUCUGAUAGCACGGAUGAUAGAGAACGAGUCGACGUAACGUUACACGAUCAUCCUCUCAACUUAAAUCCAGACAGUAAAUGGCAAACGUACUUUAAGGAUAAUGAGGUUCUACUGCAGAUUGAUAAGGAUGUUAGACGACUCUGUCCAGACAUAUCAUUUUUUCAACAAGGCACUGAUUAUCCAUGUCAAAAAAUAGUGAACGCCAGUGGUCAGCAACGGUUGCACAACCGAGUUCAGCACACCGUGUUGAAGAGCGCGAAUGUCGAGAGGAAGGGAUUGGGAGUGACGAAGCAGCAGAUAGCAGUCUCCGUCCGGAAGGCUACGGAGGAUUACGCGCCGCUGACCGAGGGCGGCGAGGCGCACUGGGAGGUAUUAGAGAGAAUACUGUUUUUAUACGCCAAAUUAAAUCCCGGCCAGGGCUACGUGCAGGGCAUGAACGAAAUAGUUGGACCGAUAUAUCACGCGUUCGCCUGCGACCCGGAUCCCACAUGGAGAAAACACGCCGAAGCGGACACCUUCUUCUGCUUUACUAAUUUGAUGGCCGAGAUACGCGAUUUCUUCAUAAAGACGCUGGACGAGGCUGAAUUUGGUAUUAAUUCGAUGAUGAGCAAAUUGACCAAUCAGGUCCGAGCCAACGAUCCUGAGAUUUGGUUGCGUUUACACCAGCAAGAAUUGUGCCCGCAAUAUUACAGCUUCAGAUGGUUGACGCUUCUGCUUUCGCAAGAGUUUCCUCUGCCGGAUGUUAUGAGGAUAUGGGAUUCCUUGUUUGCCGACGAGAACAGAUUCAGUUUCCUCAUACAUAUCUGCUGUGCCAUGAUCCUAUUACUGAGGGAUCAGUUGCUAACUGGAGACUUUGCCACGAAUGUCAAACUCUUACAGAAUUUUCCAUCGAUGGAUAUCCAAAUUGUACUCUCUAAAGCCGCUACCCUCGCAGGCAAGACCUUAUAGUCUCGUCGAUGACAGUCAAUUAAACACAGUAAAUGACAAAUAAUCCGUUAAUGACAGCAAAGCACAUGGCUGAUGUGUCAUGAUUCCUCGAUACAUUAAAUAUCGCGAUCUUCCCUUUCCGCGCGAUAUAUAUAUAUAUAGCGCGGUGUAUAUAGUUUUAUGUACACUAUGAAUGCGAAUUUGCGCGGGGAGAGGUGCAAUAAGAUAUAUCAAUCACAGCAUAAUAUCAUCAUGUAGAUACCAAGAGUUCGGUAGUACAGAUAAAAUUAGCAUUUAUGUUAUGUCGAAGCAGCUGUACAUAUACGACGUACGUAAUCGGCUCAUACUCGCCAGUAAAUAUCGAGAUCUGUACACACAACAUUUUGACCGGUGUCAAAUUUUUUGAUACAUUUAGUAUGUGAGGUCUGUACAUAAUGUUACAUCACGGAGGAUGGCGUGGCUGAAAAUUUCGAAAGCAUAAAAAUGUAUACGACAGUGAUUUCGUAAGCGGCGAAUAACGAUAAGGUGAUAACGAGGUGAUAAGGGGGGGGGGGGAGAGAAUAUGAGCCAAGCUUUUCCGAUUCGACAUGAAUUUUGCAAUAAUUGCAAUUACAUAGAUUAGCAUUAUCUCUAAGCGCCA
Messenger RNA from Ooceraea biroi (clonal raider ant), 1939 nucleotides. Its product is annotated as TBC1 domain family member 13. The record is from RefSeq and is a predicted model, not a curated record. Gene Ontology annotation, biological process: activation of GTPase activity; intracellular protein transport. NCBI's taxonomy places the organism in Eukaryota, Metazoa, Arthropoda, Insecta, Hymenoptera, Formicidae. Gene Ontology annotation, molecular function: GTPase activator activity.